Molecule: messenger RNA, 1588 nt
Organism: Ceratosolen solmsi marchali
Lineage: Eukaryota; Metazoa; Arthropoda; Insecta; Hymenoptera; Agaonidae
Gene: ND-51
Product: NADH dehydrogenase (ubiquinone) 51 kDa subunit
Exons: 6
Coding region: 126-1541 (471 amino acids)
Biological process (GO): mitochondrial electron transport, NADH to ubiquinone
Cellular component (GO): respiratory chain complex I
Molecular function (GO): 4 iron, 4 sulfur cluster binding; NADH dehydrogenase (ubiquinone) activity; FMN binding
Source: RefSeq, a predicted model, not a curated record
CGCUACAAUUAAACUAUAAUUUGUUAUUUUUUAUCAUAAUUGCCAAUGUUUUAUUAAUGUGCAAUACUAACAACAUUUUUAUCCAUAGUUAUUGAAUUACUUUCUUUUUUCUUGUCUUGCCUGACAUGGCGGGUGCUAUUGUACGAAGUUUUAACCUUCCAAGAAAACAAUUAGGUCUUCUUGGACAGAUUCGAAAUAAGCAACAACCGAAGAAUUAUUCUGAUGCUGCGUCCGAAGGAAAGAAAUAUGGCAGCCCUCUUAAAGAUGAAGAUCGUAUUUUUACUAAUUUAUAUGGUAGACACGACUGGAGAUUAAAAGGGGCUAUGAAACGAGGUGAUUGGUAUAAGACAAAAGAAAUAAUAGAUAAAGGAGCAGAUUGGAUUAUCAAUGAAGUUAAAUUAUCUGGCCUUCGUGGUCGAGGAGGAGCAGGAUUUCCUUCUGGAAUGAAAUGGUCAUUCAUGAAUAAACCUUCAGAUGGGAGACCUAAAUUUCUUGUUGUCAAUGGAGACGAAGGAGAACCAGGAACAUGUAAGGAUCGCGAAAUUUUACGACAUGAUCCACACAAGCUUAUCGAAGGCUGUCUGAUCGCUGGAAAAGCUAUGGGAGCUUGUGCAGCUUAUAUUUAUAUUCGUGGAGAAUUUUAUAAUGAAGCAUCUAAUACACAAGUUGCAAUUGCCGAAGCUUACCAAGCUGGUUUAAUUGGAAAAAAUUCUUGUAACUCUGGUUAUGAUUUCGAUAUCUUUGUACAAAGAGGAGCUGGUGCUUAUAUUUGUGGUGAAGAAACUGCUUUGAUUGAAUCCAUUGAAGGGAAACAAGGAAAACCAAGAUUAAAGCCACCUUUUCCUGCUGAUGUUGGUCUUUUUGGUUGCCCUACAACCGUGACAAAUGUAGAAACUGUUGCAGUUGCUCCAGCUAUUUGUCGACGUGGAGGUAGUUGGUUUGCAUCUUUCGGUAGACCACGUAACAGCGGAACAAAGCUUUACAAUAUUUCAGGUCAUGUUAACAAUCCAUGCACAGUUGAAGAAGAAAUGUCAAUUCCUUUAAAAGAAUUGAUAGAAAGACACGCUGGUGGUGUAAUAGGAGGUUGGGAUAAUCUUUUGGGUAUUAUUCCUGGUGGUUCUUCCACUCCUGUUAUUCCAAAAAACAUUUGCGAUACGGUACUCAUGGAUUACGACGAUCUCGUCAGAGUGCAAAGUUCUUUUGGUACAGCUGCUGUUAUUGUAAUGAACAAACAAACCGAUAUAAUUAAAGCAAUUACACGUCUUAUUAGUUUUUAUAAACAUGAAUCGUGUGGUCAAUGCACACCUUGCCGAGAAGGUAUUAGUUGGAUGUACAAAAUUCUUCAAAGAUUUGUCGAGGGUAAUGCAGAAGUACAAGAAAUUGAUAUGUUAUGGGAGCUUACAAAACAAAUUGAAUUGCACACGAUAUGUGCUCUCGCUGAUGGAGCAGCAUGGCCUGUGCAAGGACUUAUUAGACAUUUUAGACCUGAAAUUGAGGAUAGAAUAAAAAAUUUCAAAGUGAAUGAUUUAGUUUCAUGUUAAUUAGGUUAUAUAGAAUAAUAAUACUUCUUUGAAGUGUAAAAAAGUUG